AUGGAUAUGCCGGAAGUUAAAGCGUUCAACGCGGAGUUAUCCGGGUUGUACGAGAACAGGCCUCCAAUUUCGAAGGCCAAGAUGAGUGCUAUAACAAGAGGUGCUAUUAAGGCCAUAAAAUUCUAUAAACAUGUUGUACAUAGUGUGGAAAAGUUCAUACAAAAGUGCAAACCUGAAUACAAAGUGCCUGGCUUGUACGUUAUAGAUUCUAUCGUUAGGCAGUCGCGGCACCAAUUCGGACAGGAUAAGGAUGUUUUCGCGCCAAGGUUUGCUAAAAACAUGCAACAAACAUUCGCCAAUCUGUUCAGAUGUCCUGAUGAUGAUAAGCGUAACAUCAUAAGGGUUUUAAAUUUGUGGCAAAAGAAUAAUGUAUUCAGUCCAGAAGUUAUCCAACCAUUGCUGGACAUGGCCGAUCCCAACCAUCCACUGCAUUUGGAGAUAAUGCAACAACAAAAUAAUACUGCUAAUGGAAGUAGUCUAAAUAUAAAUCACAAUACGUCAGACAACAAAAUAUCGCCCAUGCCCCGGCAGGACUCACCACAUACAUCAUCCCCAAUGGGUGAUGCGUUCCAAGACGACAACUCGAAUCCUCCUCCAGCAAAGUUCAAUCGUAAAUUGCUCAAUGAUUUUGAAUAUGAAAGUGAAGAUGACCAGAUGUCUGAGCCACAGCACAGUACCGCUCACUCCGCUCACAGUACCCACACAACACACACAACACAUACAACACACAGCUCUCAUAACGCACACACUCACAACACACAUACUUCUCAUAAUGUACAUAAUCCUACGGACGCGCUUGGCAGUAUAUUAACAAAUCCAGAAAUAAUGAGACAAUUGCAAAGUCUGCAAGCACAAAUGCAGUUGAUGACUGGAAUGCAAAUACCUAAUUUAAUGCCAAUGAUGUCAGAUAUGCAACUACAACAGAAUCAAAAUCAAAAUCUUCCGUUUCUAAAUUCACAACCAGAACAACAAAAACAGAAUGAAUCCAAAGACGACAUGGCUAAUGAAUCAGAUAUAGAGUUUGUUGAAACCGGACCACAAGUUAUAGAAAUACCUGAUGCCAAUGACUCAAGGAGCCCGUCUCCACGUCGGAGGCACCGUUCCCGUUCAAAGUCUCCACGGAGACGUAGACGUUCCAGGAGUCGUUCUCCACGUCGCAGACGGGACAGAGACCGCGAUAAAGAUAAAAAUUACAAAGAACGAGAAGCAGAGAAGGAAAAACAAAGGGAAAGAGAGAAAAAAGGAUUACCACCGAUUAAGAAGGAAAACCUUAGUGUGUGCAGCACGACGCUGUGGGUGGGGCACCUGUCGAAGCUGGCCACGCCCGAGGAGCUGUCGGACCUGUUCGGCGCGUUCGGCGGCGUGGUGUCCAUCGACGUGGUGGCGCCGCGCGGCUGCGCCUUCGUGGUCAUGGAGCGGCGCCGCGACGCCGCGCGCGCCAAGGACAAGCUCAACCGCCACAAGCUGCACUCCAAGGAGAUCACCGUCGCGUGGGCGGCCGGCAAGGGCGUGAAGGGGCGCGAGUGGAAGGACCACUGGGAGGCGGAGCUGGGCGUGGCCUACCUGCCGUGGGCGGCGCUGCACGCGCGCUGGCUGCUGGGCGCGCUGUCGCUGGACGCGCUGGAGGACGGCGGCGCCGUGGACGAGGACACGCUGCCGCCCUGGCUGCCGCCGCGGAUACUCCCCAAGACGCUGCCGGACGGGCUGCCCGUGCUGCCGCCGCUGCUGGCUGGGCUGCCGGCGGGCCUGCCGCCCAGCAGCGUGCCGCUGGCCGCGCCCGCCCUGCCGCCCGCCCUGCCGCCCGCCCUGCCGGCCGCGCUGCCGCUGCCCGUGCCCCGGAUGCCUCCACCCGGGAUGACCGGUGGUUUGCCACCGGGAUUAGCGGGAGGCGUACCGUCAAUACGACCACCUGUGCCCGGUCUUCAGCGUGAAGGUGCGCUGUUGGGCUUUCCUCCACAGACGGGCAUGGUGGGCGGUUUUCUGGGCGGCUUGAUGGGCGUGGGCAUGAACAUGAACGUGGGCGGCCUGGUGCUGCCGCUUCCGCAGCACCCGCAGCACCCGCAGCACUCGCAGCACUCGCAGCACCCGCAGUUGCCGCAGCACCCGCAGUUGCCGCAGAUACCGCAGCAUGCAAUGCCGGUAUCGCGGCCCGAGGCUCCAGACGACGCCAUGGAUCUCGACAACGAUGACCAUGAGGAACCCAUGCCUAUGGAUCAGUUACAAGCGUUAUUAUCAAAACCGCCCCCGACUUUCAACUCGUCGGAACCACCCCCCGGUUUCAACCCCCAAGAACCGACCUUCGACGCCACACAACCUCCGCCGGAUGAAAAGCGGGACGAGGAAAGGAGGGACCGGGAUAAGGACCGUCGAGAUAGAGACCGGGAUAGGGAUAGGGAUCGUCGGGAUAGGGAACGCAGAGAUACACGGGAUACAGACAGGAGGGAGCGGGACCGUGGCCGGGACAGAGACAGAGAACGGGACGAUCGCCGGGACCGCGACAGAGACCGCGGCCGGGAGCGCCGGGACCGGGACCGGGACCGGGAGCGGGACAGGGCGAGGGACCCCGACCGGGACGACUCGUCGCGCAGUCGCGAGCGCUCGCCGCGCGCCGGGCCGGCGGCCGACGCGACCGAGAAGAGCCUGCAGGAGCGCCUGUGGGAGAUGGCCAACGGGAAGCCCGCGCCCGGUCGCGCGGCCGACAAGAGCCUGUGGGAGAUGGCCAACGGGAAGCCCGCGCCCGGUCGCGCGGCCGACAAGAGCCUGCAGGAGCGCCUGUGGGAGAUGGCCAACGGGAAGCCCGCGCCCGGUCGCGCGGCCGACAAGAGCCUGCAGGAGCGCCUGUGGGAGAUGGCCAACGGGAAGCCCGCGCCCGGUCGCGCGGCCGACAAGAGCCUGCAGGAGCGCCUGUGGGAGAUGGCCAACGGGAAGCCCGCGCCCGGUCGCGCGGCCGACAAGAGCCUGUGGGAGAUGGCCAACGGGAAGCCCGCGCCCGGUCGCGCGGCCGACAAGAGCCUGUGGGAGAUGGCCAACGGGAAGCCCGCGCCCGGUCGCGCGGCCGACAAGAGCCUGCAGGAGCGCCUGUGGGAGAUGGCCAACGGGAAGCCCGCGCCCGGUCGCGCGGCCGACAAGAGCCUGUGGGAGAUGGCCAACGGGAAGCCCGCGCCCGGUCGCGCGGCCGACAAGAGCCUGCAGGAGCGCCUGUGGGAGAUGGCCAACGGGAAGCCCGCGCCCGGUCGCGCGGCCGACAAGAGCCUGUGGGAGAUGGCCAACGGGAAGCCCGCGCCCGGUCGCGCGGCCGACAAGAGCCUGUGGGAGAUGGCCAACGGGAAGCCCGCGCCCGGUCGCGCGGCCGACAAGAGCCUGUGGGAGAUGGCCAACGGGAAGCCCGCGCCCGGUCGCGCGGCCGACAAGAGCCUGCAGGAGCGCCUGUGGGAGAUGGCCAACGGGAAGCCCGCGCCCGGUCGCGCGGCCGACAAGAGCCUGUGGGAGAUGGCCAACGGGAAGCCCGCGCCCGGUCGCGCGGCCGACAAGAGCCUGUGGGAGAUGGCCAACGGGAAGCCCGCGCCCGGUCGCGCGGCCGACAAGAGCCUGUGGGAGAUGGCCAACGGGAAGCCCGCGCCCGGUCGCGCGGCCGACAAGAGCCUGUGGGAGAUGGCCAACGGGAAGCCCGCGCCCGGUCGCGCGGCCGACAAGAGCCUGUGGGAGAUGGCCAACGGGAAGCCCGCGCCCGGUCGCGCGGCCGACAAGAGCCUGCAGGAGCGCCUGUGGGAGAUGGCCAACGGGAAGCCCGCGCCCGAUGAUAGUUACAAAUUUGUAGUUACAAAGCUACCUAUAUGCUAUAUACCUACCUACAUAGCUAAUAUUUCCUUUUUCAUCGUAGAUGGUGCAGCGGGAGUCGCCCCGGCGCCUCGACCGCCCUUCAAUCCCGAGUUAAGAAUGAGAGGUCCACCGGCUAGACAACCAAUGCGAGGACCGUGGAUGGAUGUUCAAGGCCCAGGUGGCCCAGGACCGUUUGGACCGAGGUUUAAUGGAAUGGGCCCUCCGUUCAAUCGACCGCCAUUCGAAAGGCCACCUUUUGAAGGACCGCCAAUGUUCGAAAGACCACCAUUUAAUCGCAUGCCAUUUGAUGGAAAUCGACCACCAUUCGAUGGUCCACGACCACCAUUCGAUGGUCCACGACCACCAUUCGAUGGUCCACGACCACCAUUCGAUGGUCCACGACCACCAUUUGAUGGACCCCGACCCCCAUUUGAUGGCCCGAGACCGUUUGACGGACCCAGACCACCUUUUGACGGACCGAGGCCGUCCUUCGAUGGACCUAGACCGCCCUUUGAUGGACCUAGACCGCCCUUCGACGGACCCAGACCACCGUUUGACGGAUCGAGGCAAUACGAAGGUUUCGACGGUGAGAGGUCCUUCGAUGGACCAAGAUUCGAGGGUCCACCGGAAUAUUACGACAGAGGUAACAGAAGAUUUGACGAGAGAGACCAAUACAAUGACAGGGGAUGGAACGGGGAUAGAGAAAGAGACUGGGACAGGAGAAAUGAAUGGGACGAUAGAAGGAGAGACAGGAGAGGAAGAGAGACAGAAGAAAGGUUUAGAGACCGCAACGAUAGAAGGAGAAACAUUGACGACAGAUCUAGACAAUCCCGGGAACCGGAGAAAAAUCCCCGGAGAGAUAAAGAUAGAAAAUCCAGAUGGGGCGCUGCGGAUGAAAAUACGAAUCAGAGUGACGCACAAGGGGAGCAGCAAGAUAAGGUUGCUGAGGAAACUAAUGAUACACAAGAGAACAAUGCAGUUAACGAUAGAGUUAAUCCUAGUCAAGAAGAACAAAGUAUACAAGAUAAUAGUGCUAGUGAUAUUAAUAGCGAAGUAGUAGAGCGAGAAACUGUGGAGAAAGAGUCGUACGAUCCGACUGAAGAAGACCGUAGGACUCCUGAAGACGAUAGGGAAAAGGUAGAGAAAGAGAUAGAAUAUCAAAUUGAACAGGAAACGAGUCGCACCGAUGAUACCAGUAUAGAAAAAAGCGAAGCCCAACCAGAAGUUCCAAUAGACUUAUACGACGCUAACGAUACGGUUGACACGAGCUUUGCGAUAGCGCCGGAAACUAAAUCACCACCGCCGGAUGUGGAGGCAAAGCCAAGUGAAGACAAAGUACAGGAAACGGAAACGCCGAAAUCCGAAGACAUCUUCGAACAGAGAGAGAGUCCAGUAAAAGAGAGCGAAACAAAACAAGAUUCGGAGGAAGCUUGACCUCGGUAUUUCCAGAUAAAAUGAUUCGGGGACGAUGUAUAACGCCAAAGAUUUAUUUUAUAUAUAAAUAUACGAGUGCCUUACUUGUUGCCGGUGUUUUGUUUGUUCGGGCGAUGAAGAGGAACCCGCCUCGGCGCUCAAGUGGAGCGACCGGGGCCAGGUACGUACGCGAGCCGAGUAUCCCCUCGAUACUGCAUCUUGUUUACUAACUAGAAUAAUUCUCAAAGAUGCAAUAUCGAAUGAUAUCAAUCCUUUUCCGGUUAUGGGGUGUCUAUAAAAUACGUCACGCUGAAUUUUACAGUUUUGGAACGCUCCCUUGUCACGCUUAGUCAAUUUCAGUGACCACCUAAAAAUGUUGCGUCACAAAAGCUAGGUCGUCCUCCAAUAAAUUAUUUAGUGAUUAAAACAGCAUACGAUUAAUAACUUUUUUUUUUUUUGGAAGGUAGACAAAAAUCUUUCCCUUUUCAUAUCUUGUCACACUAAGUAAAGUAAAGAUUACCAAAAUAGAGAGAGAAGCCAUAUUUGCGAACUUAUUUUAUAGACUACCCCUUACAAAUAUUUAAAAUAAAACUGAAAAUGGAUUAAGGGAAUUUUGUAUUAUAAAAACGCUUACAGAAUGAUAUUGUUUUAACUAAUUAACCUAAAAAUAUAAUACAAUAUUCUCAUCAAUAAAUCUUGACACUGUUGUACUCGGCGAGCGUCACAUUUUUAUAUUUACUGUAUCAAGUCGGAAUGAGAUUACAUUAAUGAUUUUGUCUAAUUGUUUUGAAUAUUUAUCGUAAAAGUCACAAUAUAUCAUUCCGACAUGAUAUUAAUAUCGCUAGCAAUGUGUGCAAAGGCCUCGACGAUGGCGCGUCGCCCGAAUCAACUGGAAAUACCUGGAACACGAACUGCCGAGGAAGACUCAAGAAUGUAUCGACUUAAAUAACGACUUCUUUAGACCGUAGAAACCGUUCUAUAUUUAAAAAAAUAAUAAUUAAACAAUUAGCUAUUCUAACGAAUAUUAAAUUUCGGACACUACAUUUUACAUUGCACAGAAAAAAGGAUCUUUUUUUUUUAAAUAUAGAACGUGAGGUUUAGAUCUUUUCACUUCACAACGUUAACGUAAAUGAUAAAUAUCUUGUAUAUUUUGUCUCUGAGAUUAGAUUGUUGUUAUUGGUUUUCGAACUGUAACUUUCAUUAUGAAUCGGCAUAUCUUAGGAUAUUUUUAUUUGUAUAUCAAACCAUUGAAAUUAAUUCUCUUAUAUUUGUUUUUUUUUUUUUUAUUUGGUGGAGGUAGACCACGUUUGUAUAGUUUUCAUCUAAUAAAUUAAAGUGUAGGUUCUAACAACUUAAUAGAUAUCUUUCUAUCUUUAACGAUAUUCACAAAGAAUUUUUCGGUAGAUUAGGGAGUGUUUAUACAAAAAAAAAUACAUUUGAAAUUGAUAUCGUUUCGCUGUUUAUAAUGUGUAAAGUAUAUAGUUUUAUAGGGGGCAUAGAAAAUUAAAAUAUAUGAAAAAAUCACAUUUAAAUAAUCUUAGCUUUAUUGUAUAGUUAAGCAUAUAAAAUGCAUGCUUAAUAUUUGUCAUACUUGUGCUUGAAUAAAAAAUAUAUAAAAUCA
This is a messenger RNA of Melitaea cinxia (Glanville fritillary), 6853 nucleotides long. RefSeq lists its product as uncharacterized. Gene Ontology annotation, cellular component: nucleus. The transcript is spliced from 44 exons. The record is from RefSeq and is a predicted model, not a curated record. The coding region runs from base 1 to 5253 and encodes 1750 amino acids. Lineage: Eukaryota; Metazoa; Arthropoda; Insecta; Lepidoptera; Nymphalidae. Gene Ontology annotation, molecular function: RNA binding.